AUGGAAGUCACUAUUGUUCCCUCCGCUCCAACAGGAAACGAGUACUACGAAAUCCGCGCGAUCCCCAUCAAAGGCUAUGGUUGCUUCGCACUCAAAGACAUUGCACGCGGCAGCCGGAUCCUCGCCGACUCCCCCCUCCUCAUCGUCCCCGUCGCUGACUACAUGCUUUCCGACAUUGAGAAAGCGUUUGCCGAGCUCACACCCACGCAGCAGACGCUCUACCACACCCUGCAUUCCAGCCACGGCCAAGAUCCCAAGGGCUGGCCAUCCCGCAUCCACGAGUCGGUCUCAGCCAAGGAGCGCAAAAGAAUUGGAGAACAACAUGAAGCGAGAACAAGAAAAGAAGCUAGUUUGAUCUCCAUUUUCCAAACAAAUUGCAUGGAGAUGAAUCAAGGCGCUGCCGUCUUCUCGCACGCGUCCCGCUUCAAUCACUCGUGUAAUCCAAACGCGUGCUUCAGCUGGAAUGCGUCGAUUGGCAAAGAAACAAUCCACAUUAUGAAUCCUGUCCGCGCAAACCAAGAAAUCACGCUAUCCUACUGCGACAUGAUACACGAUAAACGGCUUCGCACGUACGAGCUGAAGCACUACGGGUUUGUGUGUGAUUGCCCGGCUUGCGAGGACGAUGAAGAAGACGAGGCGGGAUUUGGGUAUCAGAGUGCGGAACGGCGGUUCAGAUUGCAGGAGUUGGAGAGGGAGACGAGGUUCUUUCGGGGCGCGGGACUAGAGAAGGGGGCUAAAAGAGAGGAUUUUGUGGGCAAGUUGGUGGAGAUGGCGGGCUUGCAUAGGGCGGAGGGCGACUUUACAGCGAGACUGGCUGCCGUGUUUCUGGAUAUCGCACUCGUUUGUGAGAUCAAGGGGGACCUUAAGAUGGCGGAGGCUACUGCUAUCAAGGCUUUGGAGGUCAAGAGGGACUGCCAGGGUGCCGAUUUCCCCAACUACAACAGGUAUACUGAUGUGCUUCAUCGCAUUGAGUCAAAAAUCGCUCUGCAGCGUUAA
This is a messenger RNA of Alternaria atra, 996 nucleotides long. RefSeq lists its product as uncharacterized. Bases 1 to 996 code for a protein of 331 amino acids. The transcript is spliced from 3 exons. NCBI's taxonomy places the organism in Eukaryota, Fungi, Ascomycota, Dothideomycetes, Pleosporales, Pleosporaceae. Gene Ontology annotation, molecular function: protein binding. The record is from RefSeq and is a predicted model, not a curated record.